AUGGCCUCUCAGUGUCAAUUGGAUUCAGUGUUGCAGAAAUGCACCUCUUUAAUUUGCAUGAAGCUGCUGCAAGCCCAUCUCAUAACAACCGGUAAAUUCCAAUGCCACCCUUUCCGAUCAAAGCUCCUUGAGCUCUGCGCAAUCUCCCCCGCAGGUGACCUAUCCUUCGCCUUUCAAAUUUUUCGGCGAAUCCAAACACCUUCCACUAACGACUGGAACGCCGUUCUCCGAGGUCUGGCCCAAAGCCCAAAACCGACGCAGGCCCUGUCAUGGUACCGCGCCAUGUCACGCAGUCCCCAAAAGGUGGACGCUUUAACUUGCUCCUUCGCCCUCAAGGGCUGCGCGCGCGCCUUGGCUUUCUUCGAAGCCACUCAGAUUCACUCUCAGCUUCUGCGUUUUGGGUUUGAAGCUGAUAUAUUGUUGCUGACCACUUUGCUGGAUGUGUACGCCAAAACCGGUGAUCUUGAUGCUGCCCAUAAAGUGUUUGAUAAUAUGCACAAGCGAGAUAUUGCCUCGUGGAAUGCCAUGAUUUCUGGGUUAGCUCAAGGAAGCCGACCCAAUGAGGCAAUAGCUUUGUUCAACAGAAUGAAGGAAGAGGGGUGGAGGCCUAACGAGGUAACUGUUCUUGGAGCACUCUCCGCUUGUUCACAAUUGGGUGCUUUGAAACAUGGCCAGAUUAUUCAUGCCUACGUUGUGGACGAGAAGCUAGACACCGAGGUGAUUGUUUGUAACGCGGUUAUUGAUAUGUACGCAAAAUGCGGGUUUGUUGAUAAAGCUUAUUCGGUAUUUAUCAGUAUGAGCUGCAAGAAGAGUCUUGUCACGUGGAAUACUAUGAUCAUGGCGCUUGCGAUGAAUGGUGAUGGGAAAAAGGCACUUGAGCUUUUGGAUCAGAUGGUCGUGGAUGGAGUGGAUCCGGAUGCGGUGUCGUAUCUUUCUGCAUUGUGUGCAUGCAACCAUGCUGGCUUGGUGGAAGAAGGGUUUAGGUUGUUUGAUAUGAUGAAGGGGCGUGGAAUGAAACUUACUGUUAAGCAUUAUGGGAGUGUGGUUGAUUUGUUGGGUCGAGCAGGAAGGAUAAAAGAAGCAUGUGAUAUUAUAAACUCAAUGCCUAUGCUGCCUGAUGUGGUGCUCUGGCAGAGUUUGCUUGGGGCUUGUAAGACCCAUGGGAAUGUGGAAAUGGCUGAGAUGGCAUCCAGGAAGCUGGUGGAGAUGGGAUCCAACAAUUGUGGGUAUUUCGUGUUGUUAUCGAAUGUUUAUGCAGCGCAACAGAGAUGGCAUGAUGUAGGGAGGGUGAGGGAGGCCAUGAAGAUUAAGGAUGUGAGGAAGGUGCCAGGAUUUAGUUACACAGAGAUUGAUGGUAAGAUACACAAGUUUGUAAAUGGUGAUCAGAGUCAUCCGAGUUCAAAGGAUAUAUAUGCAAAACUUGAUGAGAUAAAGUUCAGGAUUAAAUCCUAUGGAUAUGCAGCAGAGACUAAUCUUGUGCUGCAUGAUAUUGGGGAGGAAGACAAGGAGAAUGCGCUUAAUUAUCACAGUGAGAAGUUGGCCGUGGCAUAUGGUUUAAUUAAGACAGGUGAUGGGACACCAAUUCAGGUUAUAAAAAACCUUAGAAUAUGUGUGGACUGUCAUCUUGUGAUAAAAAUUAUAUCAAUUGUUUAUAAAAGGGAGAUUAUUGUGCGUGAUCGAGCCCGAUUUCACAGAUUUAAAGAAGGUGUAUGUUCUUGCAGAGAUUAUUGGUAA
This is a messenger RNA of Sphenostylis stenocarpa, 1734 nucleotides long. The record is from the annotation of a GenBank genome assembly. Lineage: Eukaryota; Viridiplantae; Streptophyta; Magnoliopsida; Fabales; Fabaceae.